Messenger RNA from Physella acuta, 1412 nucleotides. RefSeq lists its product as uncharacterized. The record is from RefSeq and is a predicted model, not a curated record. NCBI's taxonomy places the organism in Eukaryota, Metazoa, Mollusca, Gastropoda, Physidae.
UUAAACACCAUCUUCUUUCGUACUGGACUAAAAAACUUGACAUGAUUAUUGAAAAAGCAUUGAAAAACGACCCAGAUGCGCACAGUAAAGUUUUGAAAGAAGAAGAUAAAAACAAAAUACAACAGGCGAACUUGGAAAACAAACUUAUGAAUAAAAAAAUUAAAAACAGCACAGGUGUGCUAGUUGUAGGACUGCUAGUUGUCUUCACAAUUGGAAUUGUAUGUGCUGGUUGGGCUUUAAAAAACAGAUCUAUUUACGAUUAUGGCAUAACUAUUGAAUCCAGAGUCAGUGCAAAUGAGCUUUUUUUAGCAGGCCAUGCCAAUACAUUUCUGUCUUGGAUGCAAUAUAUCUCAGAAUACUGUGGUGUUUUUUAUUGGUGGAGAUUGCUUAAAAAUGGUGCUGAUGAAUGCACUGUCCCUAAUCCUUUCUAUUAUUACACAAGAUUUUACUAUAGCUGUACGUCUUGUGAGAAUAUCACAUCUGCACUAACACCUAAAGUUGGAAUUGAGGCCCAACCAGUUUCCGUUAAUAUAGUUUUGGGGACUCAACCAAUUAUUUGUAAGAAAUGGGGAAGAAAUGUCAGUCUUGAAGAGAUGAGUGAUGUCAUUUCUCACAAUCUGCAUAUUUUUAAGAGCAGCAUUUACACCAUGUCAUGCAGUGCUAAUUACAUCACCAGAGUAGAAGAUAUAACAGAUGAAAAGAUAAUGUCUAGAGUACAAGAGGACACACAUAUUCACUUAUCUUGGACCACAGAUAGCUAUAUGUUGUCAUAUGUAAUGCGACAGUUAUUUCCUCGUCCUGCAUUGAUACCAAAAAGUGUAAACAUUGGUCUAAAAAAAAUACUGCUUAUUGAUGGAAAAAAUGCUCCUUCCUAUCCUCUGCCUGUAUACAAGCAAAACUCUAUAUGGUAUGAACAAGGGGCUGGAUCUAGAAAAAUUGUAAUUACUCCAAGAAAAGGUUGUAUGCAUAUUUGCACUACUUUAACAGUGAUUCUCAAGCCAAGUGAUGUUAUUGUUAUCAAUGUGGAAGUCUGGGAUGUGCUUUCUUUACCUCAUGGAAAUCUUACAAGUUUAGCUUUUAUUGGUCAUUUUGAUGAUUCUCUAUCAUAAAACAAACAGAAAUGAUGGUAUCACAGUUUACAGAGAUGAAUCUGACAUGAUUGGAACUUGUCCUAAAUUUCAUUCCAUGGAAUUUGAAAGGAUACAACUCUCACUAAUUUCAAUGAAUUUAGGAUGACUUAAAACAGAAAUAAAAGCUCUUACAGCAUCAUUUACUGUAGUGAUUAUGGCAUGUUUUUUGUUGCUUAAUGCUUUGUUUAAAAAAUGACCCAUUUUCUAAAAUUGUUCACUUAAUUACACACUAUACCAGUACAUUGACUUUUUGGGAAAAUUAUAAAACAUAUUGCUUGUAUA